GAGGUCAGUGGGGCUGGCGAGCUCGGCGUGGGUGGAAGCGGCAGUCUGUGUCCGGCGGCGAGGGCGGACAGAUAGAUAUGAAAUAAGUGAAGAAGGUAAAAUCGGCAUCAAGUUCUUAAAUGGACAGAUUUUACCAGUGAAGGGCUUAUGGUCUUCACAGCAACAAGGAAAACUCCUUUUACUGAGAGACCAGCGUAGGCAAACGGAGCGCGAAGGAGACCAGUGUCAUCCGGACUCUCAACGCAGGCGAAUUUUACGAGAAAGGGAAGUGGGAAAAGGACCUAACGAGUAACCGAAGUACUGUGUGUUUAGUGUAAAGCAGAAGGUGCUUGUUAAGGGUCACAUUGGCUGGUGGUAACGGAUCUUCCCUGCGGCUUAUCACCCUUGUCACCCUAACACACACCCUGGCGACUUAUCUCUCCCCGAGUCCUUCCCCUUCUCGCCGCUCCCCUAGUCGCAGGUCGGCACCAGAGACGCGUAGGUCACAGCUAGGCUCUGGGUGUCGCGAUUUUCGAGUCAAGAUCUCUCUUAGUGCCGCGUGCUUCGACCUUUAGUGACCUGUGCUGUUGGAGGCAGAUCGUCCAAGUGUGGGGCAAAAGACUAGUUGUUGAUAUGGAAACGACUGUUAACCUGGGAUGACCUCGCGUGACCCGUUACCCGCUCAGUGACUGAAACGAGAACCCUAACUGAAGGAGGAUCGCAGGACACCAAGCAGCCAUCGCCUGUGCCCCCCCCCCCGAGCCCCCCCCCCCACACCCCUUAUCCCGCACCCCCUCCCCUCUCCUACACGGGCUAGUUAGUGUUUCAGAGUGACUGAUAGAUAUCAAAAAGCAUAAAAUCAAACAAUUCCAAAAGUGGUCGUGAAAGAGCACAUUAAUCAAAACAGAACAAACUCAAAAAGAAAGGAAAAUUUAAAAAAAGUGAAUGAAAAGAAGUACAAAAAUAAGAAAUCAAAAGUAACACAGACGGGAAUCAAAACAAAAGUUCAAGAUGAAUAGUGUACAAAGCGGAGGAGACGGAAACAAAGGAGGAGGAGAGAAGACUGAAGAGGAGUUUGCGGUGGCGACGCCCAACCAGAGGAACUGGAAGGGCAUCAUCAUCGCCGUGUUGGUCAUCUGCUUCGUGCUGGGCAUGAUAGUAACGAGCGUGUUACUUCUGACGCCUCCUGACGACGGGCCGAGGGUCAAAGGUCGGAGAUUUGAGUUAGAGGACAUAUUAGGGAACGAUUUCAAGAUACACGGAUUUAACGGCAGCUGGAUUUCCG
Penaeus chinensis is the source of this 1264-nucleotide messenger RNA. RefSeq names its product inactive dipeptidyl peptidase 10-like. Gene Ontology annotation, molecular function: dipeptidyl-peptidase activity. Lineage: Eukaryota; Metazoa; Arthropoda; Malacostraca; Decapoda; Penaeidae. The record is from RefSeq and is a predicted model, not a curated record.